AUGCUUUUCCGGAGUUUAAGGUCAACGUGGUUAACCAUCUUGUUUUGGAAUAGCGUUUGUUCCCAGCUGUUGUAUGAAAAUAAUAACCAAUGGAACAAUCAGUUGAUAAUUGAUAGCAACGAGGCAUCAGCACAAUUGUCACAGGAGAGGUUAGAGGCUCUUCUUAAAGAGACGAAACUUGAGUCGGAAACUUGGAGAAGCAGAUACGAAACGCAUAUGGAAUCUUUCAACAUAUUACCGACAGUAUGCAAAGAACAUGUCCACAAUGUUUCAAAAGUAAUAGAUAUCUGUCGAGACGACCGUUCUCUGGUAUUUCCUCAUCAUGACAAAUGUCAGCUGUAUUACAACUGCUCCUUGACGUAUGCCGAAGUUCCAUCUCACUUAGAGCAGCACAUGGUGGAAUGUUCAUACCCAAGUCUGUUCUCUACAAAAUCUUUGAGAUGUGAAAACUUUACAGAUGUAUGCUGCGGAUUAAGAAAAGAGCUGAAGGAUAAAUGUGAUUAUAGUUUGCAUUCGGAAAGCACCCCUACAUGCAACCAAAAAUACCCUAGUUGUAGCGGGAAAACAGACGGUUAUCACAAAAGCAACAAUGGACAACACUCAUAUUUCAAUUGCUUUAGGGAGCGAUUAAUGAACAUGGGAACUUGUGACAACGAUGAUUUGUGGAAUAUUAAGCAGAUAGUAUAUGAAGGCCAAUGCCGAAACCCCUACGAAGUUCCUGUGAAAGACGGCGGUUUGCUUUCUAAUUGCGAUGGGAAGAAUGACGGAAAUUACGCCAAUGAUUUUAAUAUCGGAUACCGAGGAGAUGUCAAAUUCGGAAGAAUAUGCGAUGCUUACUAUCAUUGCCAAGGAGGCGUGUCUAGAGCUGUCAAAUGUCCAAAUGGAACUGUGUUCGAAUCAGUAAGUAAAACUUGUAAGCCAGGGAAUCAUUCUAAUGGACUGGGAUGUCAGCUUUAUUGCAAUCCUGACUUCAAGACGUUUUACAGUUUUCCAAACAAUUUUGCGGAAUGUCCGUAUCCAGAGCAGUUCUCUGACGUCACUCAUCGAUGUGAAAACUUUACGAAGGUCGCAUGUGGAUCGCGUCCACAAGUCAAAGACUACUGCAAGUACUUCUUUAAUGUACGUCUGACAAAAUGCGAGACUUACACUCCCAGCUGCGCAGGUCUACCUGAUGGAUUUAACAUUAACCCAAUAACAAUUGGCAGUACAAAUUAUAUGAUCUGUCUUCAAGAAAGAGUUAUCGCUAAAGAAAAUUGUCCGAUAGAUGAGGAAUGGCAGGCGCAAAUGUUUCCAUACAACGGAAAGUGUACACAUCAAUAUGCUAUUCCGACAUCCUGGUAUAAUGUUGGACUUCUUCCAAACUGUGCCGGAAUAGCUGACGGACAUUACCAAUAUCCUACUAGACCUUGUGGCCCCUACUACUACAAAUGUAAAGGCUGGGUCGCAACCGCGAUGAAAUGUCCACCUAAUACCAUGUUCGACAAAAUCACUGGCGUGUGUAAGCCCGGAAUAUCUUGUUCUUGAUCACUAUUAUGAUAUCGACAAUUUGAUUUCAAGAAAAGUUUAUGAUUUAGAGUGUAAAAGGUUUCAGCGAGAAGAAAGUCAAACCAAUCGCCUUUGAUAUAUAAUAUGUAAUAUAGUAUGCUUCAGCUUGAUGUAAUUACUAAACACUACGAGUAACCUGGCUCUAGGUUAUAAAACUUUUUACAUACUCGUACUCCAAGUCGUACUCCAUACUCGAAUGGUACA
Messenger RNA from Magallana angulata, 1749 nucleotides. RefSeq lists its product as uncharacterized. Gene Ontology annotation, cellular component: extracellular region. The record is from RefSeq and is a predicted model, not a curated record. Lineage: Eukaryota; Metazoa; Mollusca; Bivalvia; Ostreida; Ostreidae. Bases 1 to 1524 code for a protein of 507 amino acids. Gene Ontology annotation, molecular function: chitin binding. The transcript has 4 exons.